GGGAUUUCUAAUUAUUAUGAUGUUAUUGCAAUAAAUACUAAAAAGUUUUAAUUCAAAACGAUUUAUAAUUAUUGGACAUUCAUGUCUGCCAAAAUAAGCAUAAAUUAAAAUGGUAGCAUUAAAAAAAAAAAAAACAAAUAAAAAGUAUGCAAUAAAUAAUAUAUACCAAAGUGUAAAAAAUAAAUAAAUAAAUAAAUAAAUUCUAAUUUAAAAAUUCUAUGUCGCGACCAGCGUGUAGAAGCAACAUUAAAUAAUGGAAGAAAGAGGGGCAAAAGUUGAGCAGAGGCAGCAGAAGGGUUGGUGAAGUUGUAUUGUCUUAUUGGUCACGGUUGGUAAAUCAACCACCCACUGCCUAAUAAAACUAGUAAUCAAAAGUAAACCUCGAAGACGCAUAUACAGUUAGAUAGUCUCAACUUGAGUCAGCUCCACCAACCCAAAAACCUCUCUUCUUAAUUUUCUUUUCUUAUAUGUUGUUUUGUUCCAACUUUUCGUUUUCUGCAACACCCAGAUCCUAUAUUUUCUCAGAUUUUGAGCUUUAUUAAGCUGAUUCUCAUUUUCUUCACUGUUUAGAGGAAUGGUAGCACCAACAAGAAUUGGCCUUGCCGGCCUUGCUGUCAUGGGCCAAAAUCUUGCCCUCAACAUCGCUGAGAAGGGCUUUCCAAUUUCUGUCUACAAUCGGACCACAUCAAAAGUUGAUGAAACAGUAGAAAGAGCCAAAACAGAAGGAAACCUCCCCGUGUAUGGAUUCCAUGAUCCUGAAUCCUUUGUUCAAUCAAUCCAAAAACCUCGUGUCAUAAUCAUGCUCGUAAAAGCUGGACCUCCUGUUGAUCAAACCAUCAAAACAUUAUCAGUAUACUUGGAGAAAGGAGACUGUAUCAUUGAUGGUGGUAAUGAGUGGUAUGAAAACACAGAGAGACGGGAAAAAGCCAUGGCUGAUCUGGGCCUGCUUUAUCUUGGAAUGGGAGUGUCAGGUGGUGAAGAAGGCGCUAGACAUGGACCUUCACUGAUGCCUGGAGGAUCCUUUCAGGCCUACAAGUACAUUGAAGAUAUCCUUCUUAAGGUGGCUGCUCAGGUUCCUGACAGUGGCCCAUGUGUUACUUAUGUUGGAAAAGGAGGAUCCGGGAACUUCGUGAAGAUGAUUCAUAACGGGAUUGAAUAUGGUGAUAUGCAGCUUAUUGCUGAGGCCUAUGAUGUGCUUAAAUCAGUUGGGAAGCUCUCUAAUGAGGAACUACACCAUGUUUUCUCAGAAUGGAAUAAAGGGGAGCUUUUGAGCUUCUUGAUUGAAAUCACUGCAGACAUAUUUGGGAUUAAGGAUGACAAGGGAGAAGGCUAUCUGGUGGACAAGGUCCUUGAUAAAACUGGCAUGAAAGGAACUGGAAAAUGGACGGUUCAACAAGCUGCUGAACUGUCAGUUGCAGCUCCCACUAUUGCAUCCUCCUUGGACUCGAGGUUCCUCAGUGGGUUGAAGGAGGAAAGGGUUGAAGCUGCUAAAGUUUUUAAAUCCAGUGGUGUUGGUGACAUUCUCACUGAUCAAGCAGUGGACAAGAAGAAGUUAGUCGACGAUGUGAGGCAAGCACUUUAUGCAUCCAAAAUAUGUAGUUAUGCCCAGGGAAUGAACUUGAUACGUGCAAAGAGCACUGAAAAAGGUUGGAAUUUGAAACUUGGGGAGUUGGCUAGGAUCUGGAAGGGAGGUUGCAUUAUCCGUGCUAUAUUUUUGGAUCGCAUCAAGAAAGCCUAUGACAGAAACCCUGAUCUUGCCAACCUUCUUGUGGAUCCAGAAUUCGCAAAGGAGAUUAUUGAGCGACAGAAUGCUUGGAGAAGAGUAGUUUGCCUAGCCAUCAAUGCAGGCAUUAGUACUCCGGGCAUGUCUUCUAGUCUUGCUUACUUUGACACAUACAGGAGGGGCAGGCUUCCUGCUAAUUUGGUCCAAGCUCAAAGAGAUUACUUUGGAGCUCAUACAUAUGAGAGGACUGAUGUGCCUGGAUCCUUCCAUACCGAAUGGUUCAAGAUUGCUAAGCAAUCAAAGAUCUGAUGUGAAGCUUCCAUUGUUGCCACCUAGACACCGGUUUGCUCAUAAGAUAUCAAAAAAGUUUAUGGUGUUUAAUUGACAUUCUAAUUAUGUUGGUUUUAUUUUCCCGAUCCAGCAUGCUCUGGAUUCUAAUUUCAAAUUUCAAAUCCUUUUACUAUAUGCCCUUUCAUUUAAGAAUAAAAGCAUGUACUAUUUCCCUUUUGAUUCAAGGGAGCUAAACAACAUUCCGUGUUGUAGUUGAAGAAUGAUUACUUAAUAUUUGUAUUUUCAUGUUUGGUUA
Molecule: messenger RNA, 2309 nt
Organism: Ziziphus jujuba (common jujube)
Lineage: Eukaryota; Viridiplantae; Streptophyta; Magnoliopsida; Rosales; Rhamnaceae
Product: 6-phosphogluconate dehydrogenase, decarboxylating 2
Exons: 2
Coding region: 575-2032 (485 amino acids)
Biological process (GO): pentose-phosphate shunt; pentose-phosphate shunt, oxidative branch
Cellular component (GO): cytosol
Molecular function (GO): phosphogluconate dehydrogenase (decarboxylating) activity; NADP binding
Source: RefSeq, a predicted model, not a curated record